This is a messenger RNA of Betta splendens (Siamese fighting fish), 2517 nucleotides long. Its product is annotated as syntaxin-10. Gene Ontology annotation, biological process: Golgi vesicle transport. NCBI's taxonomy places the organism in Eukaryota, Metazoa, Chordata, Actinopteri, Anabantiformes, Osphronemidae. The record is from RefSeq and is a predicted model, not a curated record. The transcript is spliced from 9 exons. The coding region runs from base 84 to 827 and encodes 247 amino acids. Gene Ontology annotation, cellular component: membrane.
AGUAUUGCGAUACUCUGACGACACGUAUGGCAUUGUCUGGCUUUUAAGUGCGCAUGCGCGGGGGUUAAGUACACGGAAGCAUCAUGUCGAUAGAAGAUCCAUUUUUCGUCGUCAAGGGGGAGGUGCAGAAGGCCCUCUCUAGGGCUCGGGGCCUGUUUGAUCGCUGGGAGGAACUGCUGCAGGAUGAGACACAGGUAAGUCGCGAUGAGCUCGACUGGAGCGCCAACGAACUGAGGAACUGUCUGAGGGCCAUAGACUGGGACCUGGAGGACCUGAGUGAAACCAUCAGUAUUGUUGAGUCGAACCCAGGGAAGUUCAGACUGGGAGAUAAUGAGCUUCAGGAGAGGAGAGACUUUGUGGAGCGAACCAGGAAGUCUGUUCAGGAGAUGAAGGACCUGUUGUCCAGCCCCUCUGUUGUGGCUCAGGCAGAGAAGAAGAACAGACAGGCUCUGCUGGCCUCCACGGGCCAGGACCGCUCCACGGGACUAGAGGCUCAUCUGGUGUCGGCGAACUCCAGAUACAUCCAGGAGCAGCAGGAGCAGCAGCAGCUGAUCAUGCAGGAGCAGGACGAGCAGCUGGAGCUGGUGUCGGGCAGCAUCAGGGUCCUCAAAGACAUGUCGGGACGCAUCGGGGACGAGCUGGACGAGCAGGCUGUGAUGUUGGGGGAGUUUGGAGACGAGAUGGACCAGACGUCGUCCCGCAUGGACUCGGUCCUAAAGAAGCUGGAGAAGGUGUCACACAUGACCAGCAGUCGGCGACAGUGGUGCGCCAUCGCCGCGCUGGUCGUCAUCAUGAUUGUGGUCAUCAUCCUCUUCUUCGCCCUCUGAUGUCGGUGACCUCUGACCUCCCGCCUAUGCUCACCGACUCCUCCCUGCCAGGCCGGACGGAGGGACAGUGACAGGAAGGCGCGCCUCCCCUUCGCCUCCUUCCGUUUUUACACUAAGGAGAAAGUGGCGACCUGCAGAGAGAAGCCAGGGUUCAAUCCCCUCUCUCCCCGGGCUCAGGGGAACCCCGGCACUGUCGUACAUGUAAUUACGGUGCGUUUCAUUUAUUUUUGGGACUAUUGGUACUGAACAUGAUGACGAGACAAUGACGACUCUGUAAAGUUUAGCUUAUGGCAGAAUGUAUUUACUGAAAUUGAGUCCAAAUAACGGUUCCCACUAAAUGUUUCAUGUGUCACAACAGCAUUUGUUGUUUUAAGGUACGAACCAGUUAAUUUGUUAUUUAAAAGCAUGUCACACUCCAUAACAACCUAAAACCUGAAGUAUUUUGUAAACUAGCUGAAUAUUUUUAAGGUAAAGGACAGAAACAGAUUGUGUAAAUCAUCUUAAUAACUGAACACUGAAUAUGGAUCCAUUUACCGUUAAAUGUGUGUGAGGAUUUUCAGUGUUGCCUUAAAUAUAUUUUUAUACCAUUGUGAAAUGAGCAGUACGUUUAUGUGCCUACGUGUGAAUCAGAGCAGGAAGUCUUCAACUUCAGAUGCCGACUUGGUCAAAGCCCACAGUUUCCUUUGUGACGCCUCCUCCAGCAGCUGGCACCACCCGGGAGGGGGUCGCUGUGAGCCGCGGCGCCCCCUUAAGUCCUGCCCUGACGGUGGUCUGUCAGGUCUGUGGGCUGUGGCGGCUGCUGCUCGUGGUUUAGAGCGUCAUCGGCUGAGGCUCCGCUGCUCCCGCUGAGUGACGACAGCCUCGGCUCACAGCGAAUGGCUUCAUCCGGUUUCCGCCGAAGCUUUCGCUAAUGAGGAGGAGCGGUUGCUGGGCAAAGAGCUGCAGCCCAGAGCUGAGCCGACGCCUCCCUCUGCUGGAGGAGCCGUGUAAGAGGCUGCGGCUGUAGAUACAGCAAGCUCUAGUCUGAUCGUCACUCCUGUGUUCAUGCACCUAGUCUCAAUUCUUAGCUUUUUAACCGGUCAUUUUAAAUACUCGGGCCUGUCUUUCCUGAAAUUCACUCAACAGUUGGGAAAUGGCUGGAAGUUCCAGUUCUGAGUCACUGAGAUGCACUCAACCUGGAGGUCAGUGAAUGUAACGUUAGGCCCGUUUCCUCCGGCCUGUGCUUUAAGUUGAGCCUUUUUUGUGGCCUCGUGUCUGAUUAUGAUUCAGCAUCUCUUCUGUUCUAUUUGAUUCCUGUAUCGUUGGGAAGCUUAGACUCUGCCAUUAAACUACUUACCUGCUGCAGCAUUAGGUACAUGUGGAGAAUCAGAACCAGCACUCUGGGAUCUACUGGCAUUUGAAGUGUUACGAUCUGAACCAGAGAAGCCUCCGUACAUAACUUGGCCAAUGAGCUGAUCAGGGUUUGAUUUGUUUAACUGUUAAAGCUGCUGCUGUGCUCUUCACUGCCAAACAGCAUGUUCACAGCUGGACGUCUUUGCUAAAAGGCAGCAGUGGCCGUGACACUUUUCACUUCUUUGCACUGCUACAUGUUGAUUUUAAUAUUUACAUCACCUGCACUAUGAUAAACUGGGUGUCACAGGCAGCUGUUGGAAAAUGAAUAAAAAUGAUUCAAGCUUUGUUAAACAUGUGA